Messenger RNA from Chenopodium quinoa (quinoa), 881 nucleotides. RefSeq names its product ADP-ribosylation factor 1-like. Gene Ontology annotation, biological process: vesicle-mediated transport; intracellular protein transport. NCBI's taxonomy places the organism in Eukaryota, Viridiplantae, Streptophyta, Magnoliopsida, Caryophyllales, Amaranthaceae. The coding region runs from base 158 to 697 and encodes 179 amino acids. Gene Ontology annotation, molecular function: GTPase activity; GTP binding. The transcript has 5 exons. Gene Ontology annotation, cellular component: cytoplasm. The record is from RefSeq and is a predicted model, not a curated record.
CACAAUUUGAUCACGUCCUAAAGCCGAACCUUAUUCGAUCUCUCUUUAUAUCUGUUCUUGUAUUGGAUUCUUCUCCUAAAAAACAAAAAGAACUAGUACAAUUUUUUUUUCUAGUUUUUUGAAAUUUUGAAAAAUUUGAGAGAUUGUUGAAGCAAAGAUGGGGGUAGCACUAUCGAAAUUAGUAAAGAUGAUGUUUGCAAAGAAAGAAAUGAGAAUUUUAAUGGUGGGUCUUGAUGCUGCUGGUAAAACCACCAUCCUUUACAAACUCAAACUUGGUGAAGUUGUCACUACUAUCCCCACUAUUGGGUUUAAUGUGGAAACUGUGGAGUACAAAAAUGUAGGCUUCACUGUUUGGGAUGUUGGUGGCCAAGACAAGAUCAGGCCUUUGUGGAGGUACUACUACCAGAACACCCAAGGUCUAAUCUACGUGGUGGACAGUAACGACCGAGAAAGAAUUGCAGAAGCUAGAGAUGAGCUCCACAGGAUGCUAAAUGAGGAUGAACUGAGGGAUGCAUCUCUUUUAGUUUUUGCCAACAAGCAAGACCUUCCAAAUGCAAUGCCUGUUGCUGAGAUUACUGAUAAACUUGGCCUCCACUCCCUUCGUCAACGCCGCUGGUUUAUACAGGCUGCUUGUGCUACCUCUGGUGAAGGGCUUUAUGAAGGUCUAGACUGGCUUACCAGCAAUAUAACUACCUAGGCAUGAUAUAUCCGUCUUCGAUUUCCAAUUGUUUAUUUUAGAUUAUUGAGUGAAGCUUUAUUGCAAAUAUGUGUUGUAUGUAACUAUGUACAUAAUUCAUGUUAAAGGCAUGCCUCAGUCAGUCUAUUGAGGAUGAUUAAUAAUGAAUGAAUGUUUGCAAAUAAAAUAUAAUCAUUGGAAUCAA